Messenger RNA from Kwoniella botswanensis, 666 nucleotides. RefSeq lists its product as uncharacterized. The transcript is spliced from 4 exons. The record is from RefSeq and is a predicted model, not a curated record. Bases 1 to 666 code for a protein of 221 amino acids. Lineage: Eukaryota; Fungi; Basidiomycota; Tremellomycetes; Tremellales; Cryptococcaceae. Gene Ontology annotation, molecular function: FMN binding.
AUGUCCAAAACCCCUUGGUUACCUCUCAUCGAGCAGCAGCUCAAGGAGAAUCCAAAAUCGACCACAUAUGCAUUUUCGACACUCUCGGAAGAAGGUAAUCCCAAAGUACGAUUUGUGAUCCACCGGGGUAUUACUCCCAAUGCUUUGCUGCUAACUACGACCGACACCCGAAUGUCCAAACCGAAACAUAUCUCUCAUUCUCCCACAGUCGAAAUAGCAUGGUGGAUCGAAUCUACCAACGUUCAAUUCCGAAUCACCGGUAAAGCCGUAUCGAUCCCCACUCCUAGCAGUUCAUCGAUCCAAGAAGCAAUUAAGACUCUUGGUGUAGAGGGACUGGAAGAGGGGAGUGAAAAAUGGUGGGAAGAUAAGAGGAAGGAAUUAUGGGGUGGUGUGAGUGGACAUCUGAGGGCGGGGUUCGGUAGACCUACACCUGGGAAGAAGUUGGAUGAAGUUGAAGGGAGUGAUAAGUGGCCUGAGACUAUACCAUCUGAGUCGGACAAACCAGACGAACAAAAGACGAUCGACGCUGCCUACGACCACUUUGCGAUCAUUGCCAUUGCACCCGAGGCAGGCGAGUACCUCGAAUUAAAACCUAUUCCCAAUAGACGAACCCAGUGGAAAAGGAAGGAAGGUGGGGAAUGGGAAGAAACCAAAGUGGCUCCUUGA